Messenger RNA from Diaporthe amygdali, 1323 nucleotides. RefSeq lists its product as uncharacterized. The transcript is spliced from 3 exons. Lineage: Eukaryota; Fungi; Ascomycota; Sordariomycetes; Diaporthales; Diaporthaceae. The coding region runs from base 1 to 1323 and encodes 440 amino acids. The record is from RefSeq and is a predicted model, not a curated record. Gene Ontology annotation, molecular function: monooxygenase activity; heme binding; oxidoreductase activity, acting on paired donors, with incorporation or reduction of molecular oxygen.
AUGACAGGCACGGGGCCGGUCGUGGUCCUACCGAAUCGUUUUGCCAAUGAGAUCCGCAACAACAAAAACCUCAGUUUCAAUCGGUAUUUUGACAAGGACUUCUUCGUUCACUACCCCGGUUUCGAGGCGUACCGCACCGGCUACAAGGACGGCACAUUUAUCCACGCUGCAGAGGAAGUCGUCAGGACGAAGCUGACGCAGUCACUUGGACUUAUCAUCAAGGAUCUAGUCGAGGAAAUGACGGAUGCUUCGCGGCAUGUACUUGGAGAUGACGCCCAAUUUCACGAGAUCCAUGUCAAACAAGCUACAUCAAAGAUAGUUGCUAAACUGUCGUCUCGCGUCUUCCUUGGGAAGAACUUGGCACGCAACGAUAAAUGGCUUCGGAUCGCGGCAUCUUACACCCAUGAUUCCUACUCGGCUGCUCACGAGCUCCGUCAAUGGAAUAUCUUCUUGCGACCUUUUGUCUUCCAAUUUUUGCCAAACCUCCGCCGACUUCGCCAAGAGGUGCAAGACGCUACUAAUUUGAUCAUGCCUGAAGUCGCGAUGCGGAAGACGGUCGUUGAUGAGGCUCUGAAGGCAGGUCGAAAGACUCCAAAAUCAGCAGAUGCCAUCGGUUGGAUGCACGAGAUUGCCCGCGGCCGUCAAGUCAAUUACGUUCACGGGCAACUUUUUCUAAGCUUCGCCGCUAUUCAUACAACAACAGAGACUAUUACGGGCUGCCUUUUUGAUAUUUGCUUCUAUCCCGAAAUCGCCCAACCUCUGCGCGAAGAGAUCAUUGAAGUCUUGGGACAGGAAGGUUGGUCUAGGACAGCGCUUCACAAGUUGAAGCUAAUGGAUAGCUUCAUGAAAGAAAGUCAACGCAGACACCCCAUGGGCACCACGUCAAUGCAUCGUCAUGCCGACGCAGAUAUACAGUUGUCUGAUGGGAACCUCAUUAAAAAGGGAACCAGAGUAAUGGUUUCCGCAAGCACCUUUAUGGAUCCCAAUAUUUACCCCGACCCCGAUAAGUAUGAUAUUUAUCGCUUCUACAACCUCAGGAAUGCACCGGGUCAAGAGAAUGGGUACCAGUAUGUGCAGACAUCGCCUGAGCACCUGAUGUUUGGACACGGCGAGCAUGCCUGUCCUGGGAGGUUCUUCGCCAGCAAUGAGAUGAAAAUAGCUUUAUGUUUCUUGCUCCUUAACUACGACUGGAGGCUUUGUGACGGCCAGACCGAUCGCCCAAAUUGCCUCAAGGUGGACCAAGGUUUUCUCACAGAUCCUAGCGCGAAAGUGAUGUUGAGGGCAAGGAAGGCCGAAAUCGACUUGACAGCAGGAUUGGAAUAA